AUGGCCGCUCAAAGGAAUCGCCCCGACCGCCGCCAGCUGGUUCUGCUCUGUCUUUUCUUCGGGAUGCUGUCGGAUGCCGGAGCCCGGCAGAUACGCUACUCUGUUCCUGAGGAGUUAGACAAAGGCUCUUUCGUGGGCAACAUCUCCAAGGACCUGGAGCUGGAGCCCCGGGAGCUGGCGGAGCGCGGAGUCCGCAUCGUCUCCAGAGGUAGGACGCAGCUUUUCACUCUGGACCCGCGAAGCGGCAGCUUGAUCACGGCGGGCAGGAUAGACCGGGAGGAGCUCUGCGCCCAAAGCGCGCGGUGUCUGGUGAAUUUUAAUAUCCUUGUUGAAGACAGAGUGAAGCUUUUCGGGAUAGAAAUAGAAGUAACUGACAUUAACGAUAAUGCCCCCAAAUUCCAAGCAGAAAAUCUAGAUGUAAAAAUUAAUGAAAACGUCCCUCCCGGAAUGCGUUUUCCACUUCCGGAAGCUGUAGAUCCGGAUGUGGGCGUGAACUCCCUACAAAGCUACCAGCUCAGCCCUAGUAAACACUUCUCCCUGCGGGUUCAGAGCCGAGCCAAUGGCAUCAAGUAUCCGGAGCUGGUGCUGGAGCGCGCCCUGGAUCGCGAGGAAGAGGCGGUGCACCAUCUGGUCCUCACCGCCUCGGAUGGAGGGGACCCUCUCCGAUCUGGCACUGCCCUGGUCACUGUGACUGUCUUCGAUACAAAUGACAACGCGCCGGUCUUCACCCUGCCUGAAUACCGAGUGAGUGUUCCCGAGAACCUGCCUGUGGGCACAUGGCUGCUGACGGUCACCGCCACUGAUAGGGAUGAAGGAGCCAAUGGGGAAGUGACAUACUUAUUCCGAAAUUUACCUGACACAGAUUUGUUGAAAUUCCAGCUGAAUAAGCAUACUGGGGAAAUCAAAAUAUCAGAAAAUCUAGAUUAUGAAGAAACAGAUGUCUACGAAAUAGAAGUACAAGCGGAAGAUGGAGGGGCAUAUCUUGCAACUGCAAAAGUUCUGAUAACAGUCGAAGAUGUAAAUGACAACAGUCCAGAGGUGACCAUCACAUCCCUGUUUAGUCCAGUGAGUGAAGAUUCUCCUCUCGGAACUGUUAUAGCCCUUUUAAAUGUGCACGAUUUAGACUCUGGACAGAACGGGCAGGUCACCUGCUCUAUUUCUGGGAAUCAGCCAUUUAAAUUAGAGAAGUCCAUUGACAAUUAUUAUAGAUUGGUGACUCACAGGGCCCUCGACAGGGAACAGGUAUCCUCUUAUAAUAUCACUGUAACAGCCACAGAUGGGGGAAAUCCACCCUUAUCAACAGAAACUCACCUCACCCUGCACGUGGCAGAUGUCAAUGACAACCCACCCACCUUCUCUUAUGUCUCCUACUCCACCUAUAUUCCAGAAAACAACCCCAGAGGCGCCUCCAUCUUCUCGGUUACUGCUUACGAUCCCGACAGCGAAAAGAACGCCCAGGUCACUUACUCGCUGGCUGAAGACGCCAUCCAGGGGGCGCCCUUGUCCUCCUACGUCUCCAUCAAUUCCGACACUGGCGUCCUGUAUGCUCUGCGCUCCUUCGACUAUGAGCAGUUUCGAGAAUUGCACAUGCAGGUGACAGCAUGUGACAGCGGGAACCCGCCGCUCACCAGCAACAUGUCAUUGAGCCUUUUCGUGCUUGACCAGAAUGAUAACGCACCUGAGAUCUUAUACCCCGCUCUCCCCACAGAUGGCUCCACUGGUGUGGAGUUGGCACCCCGAUCUGCAGAGCCCGGCUACCUGGUGACCAAAGUGGUGGCUGUUGAUCACGACUCAGGACAGAAUGCCUGGCUGUCCUACCGCCUGCUAAAGGCCAGUGAGCCAGGGCUCUUUGCUGUGGGAGUGCACACAGGCGAGGUGCGCACCGCGAGGGCCCUGCAAGACAGAGAUGCGCUCAAGCAGAGCCUCGUGGUGGCAGUCGAGGACCAUGGCCAGCCCCCUCUCUCAGCCACCGUCACACUCACCGUGGCUGUGGCAGACAACAUCCCUGACGUCCUGGCUGAUCUGGGUAGCCUCGAGCCCCCUGCAGACCCUGAUGCCUCGAGCCUCACGCUGUACCUUGUGAUAGCCGUGGCAACUGUCUCCUGUGUUUUCCUCGCCUUUGUCAUCAUACUGUUGAUGCUCAGGCUGCGGCACUGGCACACGAAGCGUCUGCUCCAGGCUUCCGGCAGCAUGAUGCCCAGCCUGCCCGCCUCGAAUUUUGUGGGUGUGGACGGCGUGCGGGCCUUCCUGCAGACCUAUUCCCACGAGGUCUCCCUCACUGCAGACUCCGGGAAGAGCCACAUCAUCUUCCCCCAGCCUAACUAUGCAGACACGCUCAUCAGCCAGGAGAGCUGUGAGAAAAAAGACCCUUUGUCUCUGUUAGAUGACUCAAGGUGUCCUAUAGAAGAUACCCCUUUGGUUCCAGUGAGUUCUAUUUUUAUUCAUUUUCUUUCAUUUUAA
Molecule: messenger RNA, 2460 nt
Organism: Orycteropus afer afer
Lineage: Eukaryota; Metazoa; Chordata; Mammalia; Tubulidentata; Orycteropodidae
Product: protocadherin gamma-A10-like
Exons: 1
Coding region: 1-2460 (819 amino acids)
Biological process (GO): homophilic cell-cell adhesion
Cellular component (GO): plasma membrane
Molecular function (GO): calcium ion binding
Source: RefSeq, a predicted model, not a curated record